This is a messenger RNA of Capsaspora owczarzaki ATCC 30864, 2432 nucleotides long. RefSeq lists its product as hypothetical. Bases 43 to 2202 code for a protein of 719 amino acids. The transcript is spliced from 2 exons. The record is from RefSeq and is a predicted model, not a curated record. NCBI's taxonomy places the organism in Eukaryota, Filasterea, Ministeriida, Capsasporidae.
UUUUUUGUUCUUUUCUUUUUUUUUUUUUUUCUCUUCGACACAAUGUCGACUUCUUCUUCAAUGACGGCAGCUGCAAAGCCAGCAGCGAAACGCAACGUGCAGCGACGACGCAGGCAGCAUGCAGACGACGCCAAUGCUACUGCUGCUGGUACUACUGGUACUGGAGCGCAGCAGACCUCAAGCAAGAACAACAAGAAGAGGACGCUGGCAAACGAUGACGAAGACGAAGACGAAGACGACGACAACGACGACGAAGAGGACGAGAACGACGAGGAGGAAGAGCCAAAGCAACAAGGACAAGAGCAGGACAGCGUUGGCGACUGGGCAAACAGCCGCGAUGACAAUGACAACGAAGAUGAUGGCGCAGCAUCGGACAGCAAGGACAAGAGCGGAAGUGAGCAUGGGGUGGACGACGGGGCGGCCCGGCAGUCCUCGCGUGCAGAUCGCCUCGCCAAAAUGGAUUCGACUUGGGCGCACGACAUGUUUGAUCGACAGGGCACGAGCGGUGGCAGUGGUGCACGGUCAUCCGCAGGAGCAGGAGCAGGAGCAGGAGCAGGAGCGAACGGUCGACGAAGCAACAGAGGCGAGCCGCGUCCACCCCGCGCUGCCGCAGCACCAGCAUCAACGACUGAAGCAUCAACUACUGAAGCAACGCCAUCAGCCAGGUCCAACGGAAACCGUCAGCGCGCGUCAAAGCCUCGCCAACCAUCGGAGGGCCGACGACAACAGCCAGCAUCAACCGCUACUCCCAGCCCUUCACCAGCAGCGGCGUCCAACAACAGCAACAACAAGGACGCAAAUGAGUCGCCCGCGUCAAACCCUACCCCUACUACGCCCUCGACAGAUGCGGGAGAGGUCGUGGUAGAAGCGCGCUUGCGUGCGCCCUUGCAAAAGCCCGUGCGUGAAGGUCGACAGGCAUACCAACCACCUUCGCGCCGCGGCUUGACCCCAGAAGAGCUGCAGGCGCGUCACGCCCAACAGACUGCGGCGGGCGCCAUCCCUACUGCAGCAUCGUCAGAAGUGACCGAGCCCUCGAAAGCGGAUGCAGCUGGUGCUGGUGCUGGUGGGGAAACGCAAUCCAAGUCGCAACCGCGCUCCAAAUCAGACAAGCCUCGCGGCAACCGUCAAGUACCAGCUCCCUCAUCAGUUGCCGCCUCUGCAGCUCCCUCGACGAAUGCUGCUGCCACCACCACCGCCACCGCAAAGCCUCGACAACAGCCGCACAAGCAACAGCAGGCUGCUUCUUCAACGGCGGCCGCCAAGCGAGGAGACCAAUCUUCGUCAAACGCUCGUGGCAAAGCUUCGUCAAAGGUGUUGACCCCGACUGCUGCUCCAUUCGUCCCGUCUACCGUCAUCUCGCACCAGCACGAUACAUACUCCUCCCCUAGCUCGACCGCUGCUCUGCCUUCCAGCAAGGACGCUCCGGCCAGCGAUGUUCGCUCAGUCCCUGCACCGCGUGCCAAGGCGACGCCAACUGUGCCCCAGGGUCAGCAACAUACAGCACCUUUCGCUCAGCCUCCACAAGGACAGUCGCCGCAGCAGCAAGCGCAGCAUCAGCAAACACAGCAACAUCCCCAGCUGCUACCACAAAUGCUGCCUUCGCCCCAGCUGCUUCCCAACGGCCAGCUGCCCAUUCCCCAGCUCCAGUCACUUCUGCCCAUGACGCCGGAAGACAUCCAGCGUCAGUUUGAACGGAUUGCGCUUGGCGGCGCUGGUGCAGCCCCCGGUCGUGGCGGCCCUUCGCAGUCGUUCGUCCCCGAACCAUUCUACCCGUUCGUCCCGCCAUUCUCGCACUAUCCAGUCAUGUACCAGCCAAUGAUCGACCAGUAUGGCCAGGUGAUGGGCGCUCCCCCGAACGCCAUCCCGACCUCGCCGCAGAUUGCGGGCGGCUCGCCAGUUCGCCAUCGCGGUGGUGUUGGCUCGCCCGUGCAUCAACAAGCGCCAUUCCUUGGCGGAGGCGCAGGUCCUGUCGGAAGUGGAUUUGAUGCCAACCCCGGCUCGUACGUCUACUACCCAGACCCGUAUUACCAAAUGAUGAUGGACCACCAGCAGCCCCGAGCGCAGUCGCCCCAACAUCGUUUCGUUCCGCCGCCCAUGGCUGCCGCGCGCGGAUCUGCAGCCCUCAAAAUUCAACCACCCACCGAGCAACACCUAGCUCGCAGUCGCUCACAGCCCUCUUCACAGCCGCCAACGUCACAAUAACGCACUGAAACAUCGGAGGAUUGCUUUUUUUUUUUUUUGGUUGUUUCGUUUCCUCUUCUCCCUCGCUACCAGUAUGACGUGUUCCUGAGCUGUUUCGGUUUCAUUCGUUCAGUUGGCAUCCGUGUGGCAUCCGUGUGAAGAAGCGUGAAUGUUGCGGAUUGUGUUUUGUGAAAAAGCCAUCGCUGUUGUGGGUCAACUCAGAGUGUUUAAAAAAUCGUUUAUCGUGGCCA